CCGUAUGGCCUAAACACGUAAAAUAGGUCUUGCAGUGUUACAAAAAGUGACAAUUUCGUUUUCAAUUAUAGGAGACUAGACGUUCGCGAUGACCACUGAAGAUAAUGGAAAUGUGAUGGAAUUGUUGAAACCUACGUCGAGCAGCAACGAAGAUCUGAGCGAGUACACGGACGCCGACGAAAGCAUUUCAGCGCCAACGGAAUUUCUUGCGGAGUUUCUUUCCGCCGUAAUGUUGAAGGAUUACGUAACAGCAUUGAAGUAUUGCAAAUUGAUUCUACAAUACGAGCCGAACAACGCUGCAGCGAAAGAAUUCUACCCACUCAUCAUAGAAAAGCUCCAGCAAAAUAGUACCGACCAUCCAGCGCCUGUAUCAUUCCAAAACAAACCCGGAAUGGCAAAUGCCUUUGCGAAUCAAGGAAAUCAAUUCCCGUUCGGGACGAGCUCAGAUUCUGAGUCGCCUACUGAGCCAGUUACGCAGCAAACGAUCGCUAUGCUGAGAGCCAGAGUCGUGCCAAACAAAAUGUAGAGUUAGACUUCAGAGAUGAUAUUUUUAUCUGUUUUAUGCUCAUUCUAAGUAGAUCAGAGUGACGUAAGAAUUUUAGAAAUAUUUUAAUGGAACGUGCCUAGUGAACAUCAUAUGGAAAAGAACCAGUAGAUAAAAAUGAAAAGUUGUGUCUUUCUUGCUCAUAUUUGUAAUAAAGGGAAUCUAUUACUUUUACAGCUA
This is a messenger RNA of Leptinotarsa decemlineata (Colorado potato beetle), 724 nucleotides long. RefSeq lists its product as uncharacterized. Gene Ontology annotation, molecular function: protein binding. The record is from RefSeq and is a predicted model, not a curated record. Lineage: Eukaryota; Metazoa; Arthropoda; Insecta; Coleoptera; Chrysomelidae.